AUUUUUCUCUAUAUUUUGUUUCCCAGUUUGUACUGCGUGAUUGUGUCUUUAGUUAAUUGAGUUUUUGUACCACCAUUGAAUUAACCGAAUCGAAACAAAGCAAAACAAACAAUCAUCAGAAAAAUCAACAAACAGACAAAAAAUUAGAUAAAUAAAUCAAACAAAACAAAUGAAAAUAAUGAUACAAAAAUGCCUUGAUAAAUUUUUUGUAGUAAAUAGUUUGAUUUGUUUUGGUUGUUUGUUAAUAUUUCCUAUUGUUUGUGUUCAUCAUUCUGCCAUUGUCGAUCAACAACAAAUACCAUCACCACCAUUACCAUCAUUAUCAUCAAAUUUGAAUAAUGAAACAACAACAUCACCAAUAUGGUAUCUAGAUGGUACAUCAUCAUCAUAUCUACAAUUUCAAUCAUGGAAACAUUUUUUCUAUAGAAAAAAUAUCAACGAUGAUGAUGAACAAAAAGAAGAAUUAUCGAAUCAAGAUCAAGCAUCAAUAAGUUUUGAAUUUCGUUAUCAAUUAGAUCAAAGUACGCUAAGUCGUCCAUUAGGUGGACUGUUAUUAUAUACGGAUGAUGAACAAGGAAUUGGUGGUAGAUUUUUAGAAAUAAAAUUAUUAUCCGAUACACAAUUACGUUUACGUAUUGAUGAUAAUUCUAUGAUACGAACGAAAAAUUUAAUUGAAUUAAAACAACAACAAAUUAAUUUUACUGAUGGUCAAUGGCAUCGUUUAGAGCUUAUACAUCAUUAUCAAUUGCCAAUCGUUAAUGAAAACAAUCAUAAUAAUAAUUUUAUCAAUGAAAAUGUGAUGAUUAAUUAUGAUGAACAUUUUGAAACAAUUACAUUGAAAAUUGAUUCGGAAACGUAUCGAAAAAAUUUAGAAUUAUCAACCAAUCGUAUUGGUUAUGGUGGUUUACAAACGAAACAUCAAUCAAAAUCGGCUAAUGAUGAUGAAUGUCAUCAUAAACAUAAAGCAGUUUUUAUUGGUGGUAUACCGGAAGAAUAUCGUCAACAAAAUCUAGCACAUCUUGCAUUACCAACCGUUGCUUAUGAGCUACAUUUUCGUGGUGCUAUUCGUAAUGUACAAUAUUCAUAUCGUAAUAAAAUAAAUCAUCUUGAUGAUAAUCAACAAUCGAAAAUCAUUGUACAACAACAAUUACCCGUUGCUAGUUAUGGACUGUUUGGUGAAUAUUUUAAUUCAAAACAUGAUUUAGAAUGUGAUCCAAUACAAGAUCGUUGUAAACAUGGUGGUUAUUGUUAUACAACCAAUAAUGGUGUUUAUUGUGAUUGUUCAAUCACUGAUUUUGAUGGUACUUAUUGCCAGAAUGAAAAACGAUUAGCCGAAGCAACAUUCCAUGGAAAUUUAGGCGAAUAUUUAGGCUAUAAUUAUAUGGAUCUACCAAAUGCAUGGUCAUUAAUUAGUAUAAGAGAAUCAUUUGAAUUAUCAUUUCGUACAAAAAUUGCCAAUGGUUUGCUACUGUUAACCAGUGAUGAAUAUGAAGAUUAUUUAGCCAUUACAAUACGUGAUGCUGGACUAACGUUGACAAUGAAAUUAGGCUCGAAUGUUCAUGAAAAAACAAUUAAACCAAGUAAAGUACGUUUUGAUGAUAAUCAAUGGCAUACAGUAUUAGUUUGGCGUCGUAUACGUGAAAUAUCACCAUCAACUUAUUUUUGUCAUUUUUCGAUCAGCGUAGAUGGAAUUUAUACACAAUAUGGAUCAACCGCUAGUCCAAUAUCAUAUUUAAUAUCAAAAGUAUUCUAUGUUGGUGGUAUUGCACAUAAUUCGGCUGUUGAAACAUCUAAUCCAAUUACAACUAGCAGUAAUUUUGUUGGAUGUUUACGAAAGACUAUUUUGACAGCUGAUAAUGUACGAUUAGAUUUAUUGGAAAUUUUACAAAAUGACAAUUAUAAUUAUGAUACAAAACAACAACAACAACAAGAAUCAACAAUAUUACAAAAAGAUUGGCAAUCAGAUAGUUUAAUUCGAUUAUAUGGUGGUAAUCAUUCAUUAUCAUCCAUGAUAUGUGAAGAUGUUGAUAUUUCAGAUCCAAUAACAUUUACAACAUCCGAGUCAUAUCUAAAAUUAAAUGGAUGGAAUUCACCAAAAGAAGGAACAUUAUCAUUGAAAAUUCGUACAAAUGAACCAAAUGGUGUAUUGAUUUAUUCGGAUGGAAAACCGGAUAAAAAUUCAACAAGAGAUUAUUUUGCACUGGAAUUACUUGAUGGACAUUUAUAUUUAUUAAUGAAUUUAGGAUCCGCACCAGUUAAAGUUAAAGCAACAAAUAAACGUAUUGAUGAUAGUCAUUGGCAUAUGAUAACUGUUAGAAGAUCCGAACGGAAUGGACAAGUUGUUGUUGAUGAAACAAUUAGUGAUUUUGUUUCACCUGGACAAUCAAAUCGUUUAGAUUUAAGUGAUUCAAUUUAUUUAGGUGGUAUACCAUUGUUUAGUGGACAACGAUCAACAACAACAACAUAUACACCACCAGAAUUAUGGUCAUCAUCAAUUGGUUAUGGUUAUAUUGGUUGCGUAAAAGAUUUAUAUCUAAAUGAUCAUAUUAUUGAUAUAGCAACUUUGACAAAACGUCAAGAUUCUGGUAGUAUACGACCAUCAUGUCAUUCACUUUCAUCACAAUGUAGCAAUUCACCAUGUCAAAAUGAUGGACAUUGUAUUGAAGGUUGGAAUCGUUAUUAUUGUGAUUGUACUGAAACAUCUUAUACUGGUUCUGUUUGUACAAAAAAUGCAGCAAUAGUUAGUUUUAAUGGUGAACAAUAUAUAACAAUUUUAUUACCCGAAGAAUUACAAACACAAGCUGAAUCAUUAUCAUUACGUUUUAAAACAAAUAAACCAAAUGGUUUAUUAUUAACAACAUCACAUUCAUAUUUAGAUGAUCAUUUUAUGAUAUUAUCAUUGGAAUCUGGAUCAAUACGAUUAGAUUUUAAUUAUGGUGAUCAACAAAUGAUGGAACGUAUUAUUAUGAUUGAUCAAAAACUUAAUGAUAAUCAAUGGCAUACAAUACAUUUAGAACGUCGUGGUCCUAAUAUAGAAAUUUCUAUUGAUCAAAAAACUAAACAAGUUAUUGAAUUAACUGGACAACAUUUUACAUUACAAAUUAGUGCUAUACAUAUUGGUGCACGUUUGAACAUACAUAAAUCUCGUCAGAAAAAACAUUUUACCGGUUUUAUUGGUCAGAUGCAAAAUUUUGUAUUCAAUGGACAACAAUAUUUUGAAAAAAUCCGUGAUGGACAAUUACCAAAUGGAUCGAUUCGUAUAACGGCAAAACUAGGGAAAAAAGAUCGUAUUCUACACAAUGCAGUCACGUUCAAAUCAAAAUAUACAUUUGUCGGUCUACCACAAUUGAAAGCAUAUUCUCGUUUGAAUGUUUAUUUUCAAUUUAAAACUCGUGAACCAAAUGGUUUAUUAUUAUUCAAUGGUGGUGGACAAAAACAUGAUUUUAUUGCUGUCGAAAUGGUUAAUGGAAAUAUUCAUUAUAUUUUCGAUCUGGGUGAUGGACCACGUCGAUUACAAUCAAAUAAUCGUCAAUCAUUAAAUGAUAAUCAUUGGCAUACAGUUACAUUAGGACGACCAUCAUUAUAUCAACAUACAAUGCUUAUUGAUGAUUCUUUAAUAACAAUCAGUACAUCAAACAGUGAAAGAAAUUUACAUCUAGAUUUGGAUGGACUUCUUUAUAUUGGUGGUGUACGAGAUACAAUGUGGCAAUCAUUACCGAAAAUAAUCAAAUCUCGUAUCGGUUUUGAAGGUUGUCUGGCAUCAUUAGAUCUUAAUGGUGAAACAUUUAAUCUUGUCGGUCAAUCAGAUGUUCUAAUACCAAGUACAUUGGUUGAAUCGGGUUGUUCAACACCGAUAACACGUUGUAGUUCAACUGCUUGUGCUAAUCGUGGUAUUUGUGUACAAUUAUGGAAUAGUUAUACUUGUGAUUGUGAUUUGACAACAUUUUCCGGACCAACUUGCGCAGAUGAAAGCACUGCAUAUCAAUUUGGUCCGAAUCCUGGUCUGAUAAGUUUUACAUUCGAUGAAAAUAAUCGUCCAGAUACAAGAAAUGAUCUUUUGGCAUUAGGUUUUUUAACAACUUUAAAAGAUGGUGCAUUAGUACGUGUAGAUUCAGCAACAACUGCUGAUUAUUUUCAAUUAGAAUUAAUUGAUGGAAAUAUUCUGGCUGUUUAUAAUUUGGGUACUGAAGAUAUUGAUAUUGGUGAUUUGGGUAUUAAAGUUAAUGAUGGUAAAUAUCAUAUUGUUCGAUUUACACGUUCCGGUCAGAAUUCAACAUUACAAAUUGAUAAUCAUAAUAUUAUAACACGGUCACCAUCGGGAAAACAAUUAAAUAUUUUUAAUCGUCAUGCUUUUAUUCAAAUUGGUGGACAUAAAAAUAUUCUUCGUAAUUCGAUUGAAAAACCAUUCAUCGGUAUUAUUGCCGGUUUAGUUUUUAAUGGUCAUCGUCUUUUGGAUAUGGCUGCUGAAGAUGAUCCAAGAAUUAAAACUGAAGGUGAUUUAGAAUUGAUGAUUUCGAUUGGAAAUCAACAAACAUCAAUGACAUCUUUGGCUAUGACUCCACCAUCAACAUCAAACAAUGAUCAUUUAAAUAAUCAAAUGUUGGCAGAGCCAAAAAGUCCAUAUGCAAAUGAUGAUCUUAUUUAUUCAAGUGCCGGUUCCGGUUGUUUUGAUGUUAAUGAAGAUGAGGAAUGUGCUCAUAUCGCCAAUGAAGGAUCCGGUGAUGAACUGAUUACACCUGUCUAUGUUUCAGUGAAUAGAUUUCGUCCAACUCCGUCCUCAUCAUUUACGAAUCGUAAUCGUGGUAAUAACGAUAAAGAUGUAUGGCGUCGUCCUUGUCAAAAUGAAGAUGAUGAUGAUUGUAUGGAAGGUUCAGGUGAUAAACCACCAACAUCAUUCAAUAAUAAUAACCGUCAAUAUAAUUAUUCAAAUUUUGAUUAUUAUUCAUCAACAUCACGACCACAAUGGAUGACAACAUGGAUACCACCAACAAUUGUACCAAUUAAUCGUCCACCAUAUUCCCCGAAUCAACCACCACCAUGGAAUUCUUAUAAUACACCAUCAUCAACAAAUUAUGAUCCAUAUGGUAAUCAUCAACAACAACAUUAUCCAAUUCAAAGACCAAAAACAACAGCACCAUCAUGGACAAAACCAGUAUAUUCAGUAAAUGGUCCACAACGUCCAAUUAUACAGCCACCAUUAAUUGAAUCACAAGAUCCACCUGAAAUUUAUGAUGUACCAUUAAAUAUUCCGUUAGAUAUUAUUAAUAAUGAUACAACAAUUGGACAACAACCAACAUCACCAGAUGAUCCAAAUCAACAACAAAUACCAACAGAAAUAUUAACACGUGCAAAUUCUGAACGUACUGUGAUUAUAAUUAGUGCAAUAGCAAUAUUAUUAAUAUUGGUUGUUGUUAUUGGUCCAAUUGUUUUAUUCUUAAAAGUACGUUAUAGUGCAAAUCAAUCUGCAUAUAAAAUUGAAACAUUUGGACCAAAAAUGUCAGCAACAAUGCCAUUACAUGGUUCAUUAUCAUAUCAACCAUCAUAUAAUCCUGUUGUACGAGCAACAUCAGUAAGUGGUAUUACUGGUCAUACAAUGUCAAUGAUGGGUAUGAUGCAACAACCAAUGGCUCCCGGUGUUGGUAUGAAUACAAUGAGUGGUAGAGUUAGUUUAUCAAGACCUGGUACGAGGCCUGGUACACCAACACAAGAUUAUAAUACUGGUGGUGGUUGUAUGAAGAAAAAAGAUCCACAUGAAUGGUACGUUUAAAAAGGGUUUAAAACAAAAAAAUUCAAUAAGCAAUAAUAUUACCUGAGAUUACAAACAAAACAAAAA
Molecule: messenger RNA, 5833 nt
Organism: Dermatophagoides pteronyssinus (European house dust mite)
Lineage: Eukaryota; Metazoa; Arthropoda; Arachnida; Sarcoptiformes; Pyroglyphidae
Gene: Nrx-1
Product: Neurexin 1
Source: RefSeq, a predicted model, not a curated record